Molecule: messenger RNA, 1472 nt
Organism: Beta vulgaris subsp. vulgaris (sugar beet)
Lineage: Eukaryota; Viridiplantae; Streptophyta; Magnoliopsida; Caryophyllales; Amaranthaceae
Exons: 13
Coding region: 137-1192 (351 amino acids)
Biological process (GO): protein demethylation
Molecular function (GO): protein methylesterase activity
Source: RefSeq, a predicted model, not a curated record
AUUUCCAUUUCCAAGCUUCAACUAGCCACUAAAUUUGCUUUAAUUUCAGGCCCAAAUUUAUGAAACAAAUUGUCCAAACAUAACGAGGGGAGAGUGGAGAGUAGUGAUCACCAACUAUAGAGAAAGAGAAAGAAAGAUGGACGACACCUCCGGUAACCUCACUGCGGUGUCCGAAGAGUCCGAAUGUUUAUCACCUUCCUCUCCGUCCGCUUUCGCCUCUGUUCCUCCUCGCCCUCCUUCCCAGAAUUUUUCAGAAAAAUACUCGCCGAUAGAUUGGACAGCCUAUUUUGACCAGGAGGAUGAUAUUAGCAUACCAGACACUGAUAAUGUUUUUCAUGUAUAUAAGGCUGGUUCAGAAGGCCCGGUGAUAUUUUGUUUGCAUGGAGGCGGAUAUUCUGGGCUUUCAUUUGCAUUGUCAGCGAGUAAGAUUAAGGAAAAAGGUCGGGUUGUGGCCAUGGACUUGAGAGGACACGGAAAAUCAAUUACAGAUAAUGAUUUGGACCUGUCGAUUGAGACUUUAUGCACUGAUGUGGUGGCUGUUUUGAAGACAAUGUAUGGAGAUUCCCCUCCAGCUAUUGUAAUUAUUGGCCAUAGCAUGGGAGGUUCUGUUGCUGUGCAUAUUGCUGCAAAGAGAACAUUACCCAGUUUGGCCGGACUUAUAGUUGUGGAUGUUGUUGAGGGCACAGCCUUGGCUUCAUUGGUCCACAUGCAAAAAAUUCUAUCAAUCAGGGCAAAGCAUUUUCCAAGCAUGGUAAAAGCUAUCGAAUGGAGUGUGAAAAGUGGCUCCUUGAGGAAUAUUGAUUCUGCCCGUGUGUCAAUUCCUGCCACAUUAAAGUAUGAUGAUUCUAAGAAAUGUUUUGUUCACCGAGCUUGUCUGGAAGAAACAGAACAAUACUGGAGAGGCUGGUAUGAGGGUCUUUCAGAAAAGUUUUUAUCAUCUCCUGUUCCAAAGCUCUUGUUAUUGGCAGGGACAGACAGACUUGACAGAACUCUCACUAUUGGUCAAAUGCAAGGCAAGUUUCAGAUGGUGGUUGUCAGACACACAGGACAUGCCAUACAGGAAGAUGUACCUGAUGAAUUUGCAACUCUCGUCCUCAAUUUCAUCUCCAGAAAUCGGAUAGGCCCCCAUGGCAUUGAGAUACCUGGUCUUCGUAGGCCACCAAAACAGAAACCUCAAGUAGAUGAAAAUUAAAAGAUAAUUUAAGGAUGGCAUUUGAACUGAAAGACCAUAGAGGAUAAGAUUUGUGAAAUGUACAAAAUGGUAUUGUGUACCUAAUCUGAAGGUUCUUGGAUAGAUUGUUAUAGUGUUUGGCUCAUUGUGAGUUGUGUUAUAUUUAUGCACCUUGGUAUAAUUAUUUCUUGCUUUUUGUUUCAAAGGACAUGUAGUGGAAGAUAUUUCAUGAACAUUUGUAGUUAAUUGUUUUGCCAUGAGGGUUUAGGAUGCAGUGCAGCAGUGGUAUUUUCGCCUAUCA